UGGAGGUUAUCCAGGGCUCUGCCCAGGCAGGGUCACCCGGCGCAGGUUACACAGGAUCGCAUCCGCCUGGGUCCUGAAUGUCUCCAGACAGCGAGACCCCACGACUUCACUGAUCAGCCUGUCCGGAGCUCUGCCACCCUCCAUCAAAAAAUGUGCUUCCUCGCGUUGAGGUGGAACUUCUUGUGUUUUAGUUGAUGGCUAUUGCUCCUCGUCCUGUCGCUGGGCGCCACCGAAAAGAGCCUUGGCACCAUCCUCUGGGCCUUUGAAACAUUUCUACAAAUUGAUCCGAUCCCCUCAGUGUUCUCCAGACUAAACACGUGUGCCGCAGUCUCUCAUAAGAGAGAUGCUCCAUAUCGCUCAUCAUCUUUGUGGCCUCCAGUGAAUGCUCUCCCGGUGCUUGUUCUUUCCCCGCCGGGGCUGUGCGGUGUUGGGAGCGAGGGAGCGCCCCGGGGAGGCGGCUGUGCCUCCAGCCUGCCCGCCGGGCCCCGCCGUGAGCCAGCUCUGCUCCUCCUCUCAUCUCCGCUGCCAUCCGCGGCCACUGUGCCGCUCUAGCUGAACAAUCUUCCUCAAUGCGUUCAGAUAAAUCAGUCCUGUGGAAGCCGAGGAAAACCAAAGUGCUGUGAACUUCUCUUUUAGCUCAAUGCAUUACACAUCACACCGCUAAUAAACUCACAGCGUAGUUCCAGGAUGUUUCCAACCAGGUACAUUGUGGUUCACCCCCGGCCCCCCAUUUUUCUUAAGUUAGGGCAGUAUUCUAAGGUCUCUGGGUGGUGUUUCUUUAAAAACAAAAAAUUGAUGGGAAGUCUUUAGGUGAGAGAGAUGCUUUGUUUUCACAAUAACACUGAUAUUUAUGGUUGAUGUGUGUGGAGGGAUAGAUUUAUGCUGACCAAAUGUAAUGGGACAGUUUCUUUCCAGUAUCUCAUGGGAGACGUUUUUAACCUUGUCUUUGCAAGGCACUAUCUCUCACUUCUGAAUCUCAGCUUGGGUUUUUUUUGUGUUAAAACAAACUAAAGUAACUUUGUAAGUCUAACCCAAUCUACUUGUGUAUCCUAGUUUAUAGUUUAUAGCCAGAGGUCAGCUUCUUACUGUAUUUGUUCUUUGGACAUGAUGCAUUUGGCUGGGGAAUGUGUUUAGUGCUGCAAUGCAAACAGUAACCACUUGAUACAAUUACUGAAGUGAAGCCCUUCAAAGCUCCUAUUUAUUUGAUAAGAUGUUUCAAUUUACUGCUAGGAACUUCAAUUUACAGUUUUUGAAUUGAUUUGUUAGUUAAGUUUUCAUGAAGCACUUUUUUCCCCCCUUGACACUGUUUCAAUGAAAUAUUUCUGUAAUAAAUGAAGCUGUAAUAUUAAAAAAAUAUUUUUUCCUUGCUCUUCUUUGCUGUCACUUAUAGCUGUCUUAAACUUCAGAUAAUGACAAAAUGUCCUCUAGAGGGAGAUCUUGUUGCUUUUAUGUGCUGAAAUGUUGGCCACCUUGUUCCAGUUAAAUGUCUGGAUCACUUAUCUUUGGAAGGCUCUGUGAUGAUCAAUGUGUGUAUCUUAAUCAUAAUUUUGGAGGAUUGCAGCACUGAGAUCUCUGGAGUCUGCUGUGUCUGGCCAUAAUGAGUUUGGUUGCUUAUGAAGAUUCAGACUCUGAGACAGAAACUGAGAAGACUGAAGCCCCUGAUGCUUCCGGCAGACAAACAAACCAGCUGAGUUCUUCUGUGAGUUGUGUUCAGCACUUUGCACCUGGUAGUACAAAAUCUACAUAUGAAAUACACCCUGCUGGGAGGACUGGCAGAUCUAGCAGGAGCAGGGUUUGUGAAGAUCCCCCUGAGCAUUAUGCACAGAAUAACAACACUGCCUUGGCACCUCCCUACUGUCAGAGGGUGUACUCUGGCCAUGCUGCAUUAUCUGUGGCUUACAAAAACUAUGAACAGGCUUCAAGCUCCUCAACAAAUUCUGGAAGUGGCGUUUCCCAGAAGAGAACACAUCAAGACAGCACUAGUACGGUAACAGGAAUUAGACCAUAUAUCCCUAAACGAUUGCGUCAAGAAAAUUCCAGUAAGCCUGAAAAGGAAGAAUCUGACCAGAGAGGUAGCUCAGAUUGUGAUGUUAAGUCAAGUGUAUCAGGAGAGCAGACUUUGAGAAAGAUCUCUGAAUUAAUUAAGCCAUAUUUGGGAUCUAAAUAUAAAGUAACUGAAGUUCCCAAAAGCUUAAUAUUUUACAUGUCUAAACACAGCGGCCCUGUUAAUGAAAUCCAGUGGUGUCCUGUACGGGAACAAAGUCACAUGCUUCUCUCAGCUUCUAUGGACAAAACAGUCAAGGUCUGGGAUGCUGUAGAUACAGGCUGCUGUCUGAAAACCUACUCCUGUCAUUCCUGUGCUGUUCGGGCUGCCCAGUGGUCAUCCUGUGGAAGAAGGAUCCUCAGUGGAGGCUUUGAUUCCAUGCUGCAUUUAACAGAUGUAGAAACAGGGAAGCAGAUAUUUAGCAGCAAAACAGAAUUUAGGAUCAGUGCACUGAAGUUCCACCCGACAGAGUCAAAUGUUUUCAUUUGUGGAGGGUUCAGUCCAGAAGUUAAAGCAUGGGAUUUAAGGACUUCUAAGGUGUUGAGAGUGUACAAAGCUGCAGUACAACAGACUCUGGAUAUACUUUUCCUCCCUGAAGGAAGAGAGUUUCUUACGAGCACGGAUGCAGUAAGCCGAGACUCAGCUGACCGCACCAUCGUUGCGUGGGACUUCCAAAGUGCUGCAAAAAUCUCCAAUCAGAUUUUUCAUGAGCGUUACACUUGCCCAAGUCUGACCCUGCACCCAAAGGAGUCUGUGUUUGUGGCUCAGACCAACGGGAACUACAUGGCUUUGUUUUCUGCCCAGCGACCCUACCGAAUCAACAAAAAGAAAAGAUACGAAGGACACAAGGUGGAAGGAUUUGCAGUGGGCUGUGAAUUUUCUCCAGAUGGAACUCUUUUGGUGACAGGAAGUUCAGAUGGCAAAGUGUUUUUCUACAACUAUCAUACUUCAAGGAUUAUUCGCACUUUGUCUGCACAUAAAGAAGCUUGUGUGAGUGCAAUAUUUCACCCAGUCUUGCCAUCACUCCUUGCAACAUGUGACUGGGCUGGAGAAAUCAAGAUAUGGCAAUAACAAGCAGAGUUACAUUUUAGGAUGUCUCUCUCCUGUUAGUCUGUCAAAGGCUUAGGAAAUAAGCCAGAGUAUGGAAUGUGAAAGUCUGUUGGGAUGUGUUGUAAGCAGGAGAGAGACUGUUGUCUUCUGUGACCUCUACAUUUAUGCUUUCAUAAUGCAGUUAAGAUGAUUUUGUGGUUGGCUUUUGAGCAAAGUGGUCCUACUGUCUCCCUCAACGCUGGAGACAAAUUUUUAACCCUUUUGUGUCAAUCUUCCGGUGCUCAUCCAGUCCCAUUCUACUUUGAGCAAGCACUUAAAUUUAAGAAAAUGAUUGCUCUUUUUAUGCAUCUUUUCAAUACAGCUUUCUUAGACCAGGGUUUAUCAUAGAAUCAUUUAGGUUGGAAAAGACUUUUAAAAUUGUUGACUCCAAGCUUUGACCCAGUACAGCCAUGUCCACCACUAAACCAUGUCCCAUAGUGCCACAUCUGCAAAUCUUUCAAAUACCUCCUAGGAUGGUGACUCCACCACUUCCCUGGGCAGCCUGUUCCAAUGCUUGACAACCCUUUGGCUGAGGAAGUUUUUUCUAUUAUCCAAUCUAAACCUCCUCUGUCACAAUAUGAGACUGUUUCCUCUUGUCCUCACCAAAAGCUGAGGACAUACUGUUUAACAGAUGAUGUUCAGAUCAGUUAAUACCUAUUCCAUCUUCCUGGGAUGUUUUUUCCCCACUUUUUUCAGCUAGUUUAGCUCCCUGACCUGAUCACUGGAGGGUUAGAGAAGCAACACUGUAGUUCAAGGCAAAACAGCUUCUAUGCACAAGAAGGGGGAAGGUCAGAGGGCAGGUGGGACUGCUUCUUCUGAUAAUGGAUAGUCUAUUAUCAGCUCAACUUACUGUAAAAUGCCUUCUGAGAGUUCCAGGGAAAGGUGUGAGAGAUAGCUUGAACCUAAUUUUGAACUCAGUACAUUGGUGUUUGAAAUCCUGAUGUUAAACUUGACUGUAUAAAAACAAAAUGAAACUAUGUAUAAACAUUUUAAGGAAAAAAUAAAC
Poecile atricapillus (Black-capped chickadee) is the source of this 4139-nucleotide messenger RNA. It is a transcript of the gene WDR25, whose product is annotated as WD repeat domain 25. Gene Ontology annotation, molecular function: protein binding. NCBI's taxonomy places the organism in Eukaryota, Metazoa, Chordata, Aves, Passeriformes, Paridae. The record is from RefSeq and is a predicted model, not a curated record. Bases 1598 to 3115 code for a protein of 505 amino acids. The transcript is spliced from 7 exons.